Emiliania huxleyi CCMP1516 is the source of this 981-nucleotide messenger RNA. RefSeq lists its product as hypothetical. The transcript has 5 exons. The record is from RefSeq and is a predicted model, not a curated record. NCBI's taxonomy places the organism in Eukaryota, Haptophyta, Isochrysidales, Noelaerhabdaceae. Gene Ontology annotation, molecular function: nucleic acid binding. The coding region runs from base 1 to 981 and encodes 326 amino acids.
AUGCGGGCGACGGUGUAUCAGCGGUGGCAGGACGUGGAGGGCGGGCUCGGUGGCCUGGCGGCGCGCUUUGCGAGCGGGUCCGUGGCUGCCGCCCUCGCGGCGCGCGACAGCGACUGGGAGGCACUGGCGGGCGAGGAGGACCGGCGGCUGGCGGCGGGCGGCGGGACGGACCAGGCGCUGCGGCAGUCGUUCGACGACACGGGCGUGAGCCAGGCCUCGCUCGAGCGGCCGCUGCCCGCGUGGAACAGAGGGCACCUGCUCCUUCUCAAGCUCGGGUGGGAGAGCGGCAAGGGACUCGGCCGAAAGUCUGACGGCCGCCUCGAGCCGGCGAGCAUGAGCGAGCGGAUCCUUGCCGAGAGCGACGGCGAGGCGGCGGCGCGAAUCGCAGAGAACGAGCGGCAGGGCGCCAUCAAGGCGGCGCGCGAGGCGGAGGUCUCGUGCUUCUACUGCGAGGUGUGCGACAAGCAGUACCACAAGGUGACGGAGUGGGAGAACCACCUCUCCUCGUACGACCACCACCACAAGAAGCGUUUCAAGGAGAUGCGCGAGGCGGACAAGGCCCUUCGCGCGAGGGCCAAGGACACAAAGCCAAAGAAGCGCAGGGAGAAGGAGGACCCGGCGAUGGCUGCCGCCGCCGCCGCCGCCGCCGCCGCCGCUGCCGCCGCUGCCGCCGCCGCCGCCGCCGCCUCGAACGACGUCCCCGCUGCGCCCGGCCCCGUCGCGCCCGCCGUGCCCGCCGUGCCCGCCGCUGACGGCGCCUCUCUCGCCGCCGCGAGCGCUGUGCCGCCGCCCGCGCCAGCGCCAGCGAAGGUGGCAAGGCUGCCGGCGAGGAUGAGCUUGGGGCUGAGCAUGGGGAUGGCGAGGGGCGGCGGCCGCGGCGGAUUCGCGGGGCGCGGCCGUGGCCCCGGCAGACUGGCACUGGGUGCAACCGCCGGGUUCACGAUGGACGACGACGACGAGACCGAUCGGGGGAAGUCCUGA